GACAAAAACAAGAUAAUGGCUCGUAUUACAAACUUUUCUGAUCUGAACCGUAGCUGUGUACUGUUUAUUUUCAAGUUUCUGAGUUUGGAGGACCAGCUCCAUCUGGCUCGGUGCUGUAGGGGCUUUCGGGACGCCUUUGUCCAACUGCACCGCCAUCAUUUCCACGACGUUAUUGACCGGGAGACGAAUCUGAGAACCCUAGAUGAUUGGCAAACGUUUCUUUGGCUGUGCGGUGGCAGUAUCAGGAGCAUCCAAUCGUACUUCGACGACGAUCAUCCCCUCCAACUGCUGCCAAUGAUCAGCAAGUACUGCUACCGACUCGAGAGUAUAACGAUAAACAAUGCGACGGUGGCCAGGACACAGCCGUAUUUGCUGAAAAUCACCUCGCUGAGGAAAGUGCACGUCCGCAACUACAAGAGCACUAGCAAGGAUUUGAUAAAGGCCAUGCAGAUACGCUUGCCACACAUAACCAGUCUGGGCCUGGAAAGUUUCGAGCGUCGGGAGUUGCAAGAAGUGGUACACUUCAGAAAUCUAGUGGAGCUCCUGAUGUACGACGAGGUAACUGCCUCGGAGUUCACAGCAAUCAUCAAACCCAUGAGCAAUCUGCGUAGUCUUCAGCUGCGCAACGCCAAACGAUUCCUGACCACUAGCUCUCUCAGGUAUUUGGCCUCAACUUGUCGCCAUCUAGAGAAGCUAUCUUUCAACGACUGCGAUGCCGAUCUGACACUUCUGUCACAGUUCUCUAAUUUAAAAUACUUGCAAAUAUAUUGCCCGGAAGAGCUGAAAGGGCGCUUCUUCAAAGCUUUGGCCAGCAACUGCUCUUCGCAUUUGGAGUUCCUCAUACUCCAUCGCAAACGGUGGAUCAACGAGGAGCAAGCCCAACACAUCAGUGCCUUAAAAUCGCUUAAGUGGCUUGUCUGCAAGCCCCGCGACGACAGCUGCGUACAACAUAUAGCGAAACUCAGCCAACUGGAGUGUGUUUCCUUUCAGUGCGCCCGAGAAAUAGGUGAACAGAAGCUAUCGAUUAUGGUGGCCAACAAUGAUCAGCUUCGCUAUUUAAACAUUUGUUACUGCCUGGGCAUAACAGAUUCCUUUGUCCUGGACACUUUGGAGAGUCUGGCCAAGCGUGCAUUCCAGCCUCUGCACCUGUUCGCAGCUGCCACCGACAUCAGGCACGACAUAAUGGAAAGACUACCGCCUGAUUAUCCCCUAAAGAUGCUCUGUCUGAAUUUUGAGUGCAGCGAAGGAAUAACUGGCAACAAUCAUUUUUAUAUUGAUGAACCAGAAUUCGAUCGCCAAGCUGUUUAAGGCUUUCGAUCGUCCAAUAAUUAUUCCGUUUUUCAUUACCAAAAAUCAAUCUAAAAUAUCUUUGUUUUAAACUUUUUUGUGAUUUUAUCACUUGAGUGAUAUUAGAUGAAUAAUGCACAACGAUG
Drosophila persimilis is the source of this 1433-nucleotide messenger RNA. RefSeq lists its product as uncharacterized. The transcript has 3 exons. The record is from RefSeq and is a predicted model, not a curated record. Gene Ontology annotation, cellular component: SCF ubiquitin ligase complex. NCBI's taxonomy places the organism in Eukaryota, Metazoa, Arthropoda, Insecta, Diptera, Drosophilidae. The coding region runs from base 16 to 1308 and encodes 430 amino acids. Gene Ontology annotation, molecular function: protein binding. Gene Ontology annotation, biological process: SCF-dependent proteasomal ubiquitin-dependent protein catabolic process.